Messenger RNA from Oncorhynchus keta (chum salmon), 2090 nucleotides. RefSeq names its product NIPA like domain containing 4 (gene nipal4). Gene Ontology annotation, cellular component: membrane. NCBI's taxonomy places the organism in Eukaryota, Metazoa, Chordata, Actinopteri, Salmoniformes, Salmonidae. Gene Ontology annotation, molecular function: magnesium ion transmembrane transporter activity. The record is from RefSeq and is a predicted model, not a curated record. Gene Ontology annotation, biological process: magnesium ion transport. The coding region runs from base 171 to 1379 and encodes 402 amino acids. The transcript is spliced from 6 exons.
CCCUGUGAAUAAUCUUUCGGAUUGAUUCGUUUCUGAGAACGUUGUUUUUUUAUGCGUGGAAUUAAGAACGAUCACAUUGGGAACGGAUACUUUUACCGGGCUCUUUUUUAGCCAACUACUACUUUUUCGGCUACUUCGAGAUUUAUUGGAUAUUAGCCUAAAUCAACACAAUGCAAUAUGUUCAUUUAUCUAAGGAUUCAUGCCGAAACGGUUCCAUAAUAAGGCUACUGUGUCCAUCUCAGACUGCGGUGUGUAUAGUCAACGGGGAGGCAAACCUCCUCAACACCUCCUUCACUGACAAUCACAAUGCCACUGAGACAGGGCUGUCAGCCGUCGGCAACAACUGGACCAACUAUAACUUCUGGACUGGUUUGACCUUGGCGGUGCUGUCGGCCUUCCUGAUUGGAGGAAGUGUGAUGCUGAAGAAGAAGGCCCUGCUUCGCCUAGCCAAUAAUGGACAGACCAGAGCAGGUGAAGGUGGUCAUGGAUAUUUAAAGGACUGGCUAUGGUGGAGUGGACUUCUAACCAUGGGUGCCGGUGAGGUUGCCAACUUUGCAGCGUACAUGUUUGCUCCAGCUACUGUGGUGACUCCUCUGGGCGCCCUGAGUGUCCUUAUCAGUGCAGUGCUGUCCUCUUACCUGUUGGGGGAGACACUGAAUCUUUUGGGGAAGCUGGGCUGUGUGCUCAGCAUACUGGGCAGCACUCUCAUGGUGAUCCAUGCACCUGAAGAAGAGGAAGUCACUACCCUACUGCAGAUGACUGACAAAUUGCUUGACCCAGGCUUCCUUGUGUUUGCCAGUAUCCUGCUGGUGGCCUGCUUGCUGCUUAUCUUCUACUUCUCCCCCCGUGUGGGCCAGACCAACAUCCUGGUCUACAUCGGCAUCUGUUCCCUGCUGGGAGCCUUCACCGUCUCCUCCGUCAAGGGCCUAGGCAUCGCCAUCCGCACAGUGACCUCUGACCCGGCCGUGGUGCGUCACCCGCUCACCUGGAUCCUUCUGGUGUCACUGGUCAGUUCCAUCGUGGUCCAGGUCAACUACCUGAACAAGUCUCUGGACACUUUCAACACGCUGCUGGUGUACCCAAUCUACUACGUGUGCUUCACCACCGUGGUGCUCACCACCUCCAUCAUCCUGUUUAAAGAGUGGGGGACCAUGUCUGGUGUGGAUGUGGUGGGCACCGUGGGGGGCUUCCUGGUCAUCAUCUUGGGGGUAGCCAUGCUGCACCUGUUCAAAGACAUCCACGUCACCCUGGAGGGCCUGGCCAGCAGAAUGUGUCAGCCGCUGGAGGUGAAACGGGAGGACAAACACAUCCUCAUUGAGAAUAUGGAGAGCCUGCCUCCCAUGAGAGAAGACGCACCCAGAGUCUUCAUCAUCAGCUGAGAGACUGGCACUCAGGAUCUUCAUCAUCAGCUGAGAGACUGGCACUCAGGAUCUUCAUCAUCAGCUGAGAGACUGGCACUCAGGAUCUUCAUCAUCAGCUGAGAGACUGGCACUCAGGAUCUUCAUCAUCAGCUGAGAGACUGGCACUCAGGAUCUUCAUCAUCAGCUGAGAGACUGGCACUCAGGAUCUUCAUCAUCAGCUGAGAGACUGGCACUCAGGAUCUUCAUCAUCAGCUGAGAGACUGGCACUCAGGAUCUUCAUCAUCAGCUGAGAGACUGGUACCUGAGAGAACUCUUAGCACAUUCACUUAUGUAAAUAUGUAUUUGAUAGUCUUUUUAUUGGUAGUUUUAUGUAGAUUUGUGACCAGAGCUGUUGUUGACUAUGUCUAUGAUGCUCCAGGAUGCUAAAUAGCUACUGAGGACCUUUGUCUAUGAAGGUACCAGAGAAGAGAUGACAUUUUAUAUAGUUGUUUAUACUUGUGGGUGUUUUUUAACCUCAGUUAAUGAUCAUAUGGGUUGCUGAUGACGCUGCAGGCUAUGUAGACUGCUGCUGAAGACCAAUGUUUGUGAUUCAUCAAGGCAUUUUAAAAAGGGCUAUUUUUUAUAUAGAUAUAUAUAUAUAUAUACUUUGCAUUUUAAGAUGUUGACUACAUUUCAUAUUUUACUGUUGCCUGUCAGUCAUUUCAAUAAAUAUUUUCUAUUUUGUCCCCA